UGCUGGAGGAAGCUGUCGUGCAAGAGAGGGAAGGGGGGGAAAGGAGGUUAAGAAACCAUGGCUGAGGAGGACAGCUGUGGACCGGACUCUGCACCACCAGAGAAGCAGGCUAUGGAUGAAGAAUUCCGGUUCCUGUUGUGUGAGGGGUGCCACCAGGAAGUUGGAUGCCCCAAACUCCUGCCCUGCCUUCACAACAUAUGCACCGAAUGCCUUCAAGAAACCAAACCUUUGGACCGCUGCCCUGUAUGCAGCGGUCCGUGCUCCCAAACGGACGGGACCCCCGUUCAGGACAACUUGUUCUUUGCAAAUCUUCAAGCUAAGCUAAGCAUCUUCCAGAUGAUUAAGAGUGGCCAAGACUUGAUUUGUGACAACUGCAAGAAAGAGGGAACAUACUGGUGCUCGGACUGCAAAGAGUUUCUUUGCAUCUCGUGUUUUGAAACCCACCAGAGGUACCUUAAGAAGGAGAGCCACGAAGCGAGGGCAGUGAAGGAUCUCAGAGCAGAUUCCAGCAAGGAAUUCCUCACCGAAUUCAAGAAUAUCUCCGUCAUGUUCUGCCCCAACGCAGAGCACAAAACGCAGAAUCUAAGCAUCUACUGCAAAGCAUGUGCACGUUCCAUGUGCUGCAUUUGCGCCGUGCUGGACUCCCAGCACAACGGUCACCAUUGCCACAUCCGAGAAGAAAUCGAGCGCAGGCAGCACGAACUACAGAACGUGAGCACGGAGCUGAAGGAGAAGAAGGUCUGUUACGAUAAGACUUGCAGCAACCUUCGGGAGCUGGUGAGCAACAUGGUCGAGGUGAAGAACGAAACCCGGAAGCUGAUCCAGGAGAAGGUGGCCGAGAUGAUACGGCUGGUGCACGAGAAGGGGGAAGAGCUCCUGGCAGCCGUGGACGAAAAGCACCACUGCCAAGUGGAGGACGUGGAGGAGAAGUUGAAGAACGUGGAACACAUGGCUCAGAGGAUGGCGUCCUGUGAACUGCUGGUGGAGAAGAUCCACCUUUAUGCCUCGGAUCAGGAGGUGAUGGACAUGUACCCUUUCAUCAGGGAGUCCCUGGAGGAGCUCAAAAGGAAGCAGCCGCCUGCAGUAGAGACCCAGAUCGAGGUGGGAAACUUUGCAGAAGUUGAAACCCAGCUCCAGGCUUUCUAUGGACGAGUGAUAAAAGAGGAAGAAGCUGCUCCAGCUAUAGUCAAAAUAGCAUCCAACCAGGAACCCUUAGGAAAGUCGCCGGCAAAAAGGAAAGGUGAACAAAUGGGAAACGCCAUUCAGCCCACUAUAAAAGUGGUCAAAAUUGAAUCUGAUGACGAUGAGUGGAAACUAUCAGCCAAACAGGUGGAUCUAGAACAACCAGGUACCAGCUUUGGGGGCCAUCCCGCAGGGAACGAAGGCAGCCUCUGGAAAGGAGAAGAUACAGAAGUCGUCUUCGAACCCGUGCUCCUCAUUUGUUCUUCACAGUCAUGCAAAACAAAUGUCCCCAGUUUGAACAAUUGCCCAGAAGAUGAAAGCAGUGAUGGUGUCGAAUAUGGGGACUUCAGCCUGCAAGAAGACACCAGGUCAGAGAACAGCCAAGACGAGUUCUUGAGAAGCGUCUUCAGCCAACCCAAGGAGCUUUUCUCGGGGCACGGAACCUUGGUGUUCUUCGACCUGAAAGUUCUACCUAGGAGGGUCAUCGACCUGGUCGCUGUCGUGGAUGAAACCAGCUUCUUCUCGGUCUUGAUCCAGCCACUGCCUCCACCCAGGGGAGUUAUGAAGAGCGGUCUCUGUGAGAGCGGGCUGGAGAACUUUCUCCGUUACCUUCAGACCUUGCACCAACCCAUCCUGGUGGGUUAUGACCUGUGGUCCAUGGACUUGCCAGUCCUGGUGGAAACCCUGGAGGCUCUCAACCAGGAAGAGAGGUUCAAAGCAUCCGUUUUUGGCUUCUUGGAUGCCCUGCCUCUCAUUAAGGAGAAAAUCCCAGAUCUGCCUAGCUAUAACAUGAAGAGCCUAGAUCAUAUAUACCUUGGGGGGCAGCUGGAUGAUAGCCAAGCCUUCGAUUGCGCCAAGACGGUGAAGGACCUGUGUACCGUUUUGGACAUUAACCCAGCAGUGGAGACAAGGCCAGUGAUCUCCUAUUCCAGUUUGCAGUGUUACACUUCGCUUCAGCCUCUCCUGAUGGAGAGGUUACUCGUCCGUUCCUCCGUACAGAGCUUGGCACUGCACGGCAUCUGCCUUUCCACACUAGAGUUCAUUUAUCAAAAUGACCCAGAACAUGGGCUGAAAAGAUUCUCCAAGAACUUGAAUUCCAGGCAGAUAAGUGGUGCAAAAAAAAUCCAGCAGCUGAGCAGAGUUAAGACCUAUUUCCAGGUUCACCCACCUGCAGCUACAAAGUCUGGGACACAAUCCUAAAUAAUAGCCACUAACCUGGCUAACCUGUUCAUUGUACAGAUACUUCCUUGCCUGUCUUUGAGUUGGGUGGUUCUCCCUCUACAGGCUUUGAUUUUUUUUGCACAUUUGGUCGACCCCAUUAUACAUGCAGGUAUAAGCAAAUUCCCAGGUGAUAACCCUGCUACACAAUACCUGAGUUCACCUUUUGUCCUGUCAAACAGACAUGCAUCGGGAAUUGCCAGGUGAAACCAAGGAGUUCCGAGAAGCCGAUACAACUGUGGCCCUUGGGAAAGCCGCGAUAUGCCAAACUGCGGAAAUGUACAUGUAAUUUACAUGUAGCCCAUAGAUCCAUGCAAGUUUGGCAAACAGCAACUCCUUGGGGCCAUUUCAGGUCAGGAAAAUGGUACAUGGGGGUGGCUUAAGCCCCCUCCCCAUGUACCAGUCUGAAUAAGUCCCCCCUCCCCACCAUGCUUGAGAAUCUUAAAUUUAAUCCAGCAACUCCCAGUGUAUAUCUGUUUGAUGGGAUCUGGUGCAAAUUGGGGAACGAUACCACGUAGUUAGGACCCCCAAUGGUAUCAUAAUCCAUAUCUCAGCAGAGGCAAAGGAGAAAAUUGGCGUGCCAAAGGUGUUGAACAUCAUGAUGACAAACAAGUGCUAGCUACACCCGUUGCACCAUUCUCCACUGCUAGUGUGAUGUUUCCGAAGACAAGUUUGUGCAGGCACGUUCCUUAGUUCAUAUAACUCUUGUGUAUUCAUUAAACUUGAGUGCCACUGAAA
Eublepharis macularius is the source of this 3138-nucleotide messenger RNA. Its product is annotated as protein PML-like. Lineage: Eukaryota; Metazoa; Chordata; Lepidosauria; Squamata; Eublepharidae. Gene Ontology annotation, cellular component: nucleoplasm; PML body; chromatin. Gene Ontology annotation, biological process: PML body organization; positive regulation of DNA-templated transcription; intrinsic apoptotic signaling pathway in response to DNA damage. The transcript has 8 exons. The record is from RefSeq and is a predicted model, not a curated record. The coding region runs from base 58 to 2382 and encodes 774 amino acids. Gene Ontology annotation, molecular function: ubiquitin-protein transferase activity; nucleic acid binding; zinc ion binding.